Penicillium crustosum is the source of this 483-nucleotide messenger RNA. Its product is annotated as elongin C. The record is from RefSeq and is a predicted model, not a curated record. NCBI's taxonomy places the organism in Eukaryota, Fungi, Ascomycota, Eurotiomycetes, Eurotiales, Aspergillaceae. The transcript has 3 exons. Gene Ontology annotation, molecular function: protein-macromolecule adaptor activity. Gene Ontology annotation, cellular component: elongin complex. Gene Ontology annotation, biological process: ubiquitin-dependent protein catabolic process. The coding region runs from base 36 to 341 and encodes 101 amino acids.
ACUUCCUACAACUACGCGAAUACGCGUGCUUCAUCAUGGCGCAACCAACGGAUUCCGAGUUUGUGACUAUAGUCUCAGAUGACGGAUUUGAAUUCAUUAUCCCUCGCAGCACAGCUUAUGUCUCAGAGACCUUACGCAUCCCGCUUUCUUCGACCAAUUUCCCCGAGGGUCGCGAUGGUAAAUUUGUGUUGAAAGACUUCUCUGGCGUCAUUGUCGAAAAGAUCUGCGAAUACCUUUGCUACAAUGAAAAGCACAAGGACCAGGUCAAUGUGCCGGACAUGGAUAUCCCACCGGAGUUGUGCCUGGAGCUCUUGAUGGCUGCGGAUUUCUUGAAUACCUAAUUUCGACAUGGUGCCUCGGACCUUGGGUUUCUUAUCACCUCUGUGGAUGAGACCUCUGGUAUCGAUCUCUGUUUCGGUUCGCAUCGUCUUUGAAAUGAUUCACGACGCAACGGCAUACGAUAUUCGAUUUUUACGACAAUAG